Messenger RNA from Xiphias gladius (swordfish), 5578 nucleotides. RefSeq names its product ST6 (alpha-N-acetyl-neuraminyl-2,3-beta-galactosyl-1,3)-N-acetylgalactosaminide alpha-2,6-sialyltransferase 5b (gene st6galnac5b). Gene Ontology annotation, molecular function: alpha-N-acetylgalactosaminide alpha-2,6-sialyltransferase activity. NCBI's taxonomy places the organism in Eukaryota, Metazoa, Chordata, Actinopteri, Istiophoriformes, Xiphiidae. The record is from RefSeq and is a predicted model, not a curated record. Gene Ontology annotation, biological process: ganglioside biosynthetic process; oligosaccharide metabolic process.
UGCUCAAGUGUUGCAUGCUGAAGAGUCCCGACGCUCCGUGAGAGAGCUCUGACCCCGGUGGGAUGAAGGCUCGAUCUGCCAGUGGAAACGAGGGGAAAUGAAGAUGAAGAUCAGACUGUGCCAAGGGGUUAGUGGCAUCAUCAUCAUCACCAUGGUUACCAGCUUUAUGCUGGUGUACAACAGCAGCUCUGGUGACAGACCAUCUUCAUCGUCAGGCUCAUCAUCAACCUCCCGCCUUUUAAAUGCUCCCGUUUCAUCAACAAGAAAGCCGGAGAGAUCACGGAGGCUCCAAACAUCAAUGCUUGAGGGGUACACAGGUGUCAUGGAUCAUAAGUCUCUGAAGAUGCGCUGCAGGACUUGCGCCCUGGUGACCAGCUCCGGUCAGUUGACUGGGAGCAAAAGGGGUGAAGAAAUCGAUCGCUCCGAGUGCAUCAUCCGUAUGAAUGACGCUCCCAGCGUAGGCCACCAGCAGGACGUUGGCCAGCGCACCAGCCUGCGUGUCAUAGCUCACUCCAGCCUGCAGAGGGUGCUACGGAGCCGACAGGAGCUGCUCAAUGCCAGCCAAGACACAGUGUUCAUCUUCUGGGGACCAAGCAGCUGCAUGAGACAGGAUGGAAAAGGCCACGUUUACAACAAUCUAAGGGUGUUAAACCAGCUACUGCCCAAACUGAAGGUCUACACUAUUUCUCGGAUCAAGAUGCUCAAGUUUGACGAACUAUUUAAAAAGGAGACAGGGAUUGACAGGAAGAGUUCCAACUCCUGGCUGAGUACUGGCUGGUUCACCAUGGCCAUAGCCCUGGAGCUGUGUGAUAGGAUCAACGUGUAUGGCAUGGUGCCCCCUGAUUUCUGCAGGUCCUCCUCCCAUCCCUCCAUGCCGUACCAUUACUAUGAGCCCUCGGGGCCCGACGAGUGCUCCAUGUACCUCUUCCACGAGAAGCCGACGGGAAGUCACCACCGCUUCAUCACGGAGAAGACGGUGUUUGCAAACUGGGCUCGUACCUUCAACAUUCACUUUUACCAGCCAGACUGGAAGCCCGCUGCCGUCAUUGCCGGCCUGAACAGCUCGUUUGCUCCAGCUCCAGCUGGAUCCUGAGACACACUCCAGAGAUGCUCCCCAGAAGUGUGGGAUAUGUGUGUGGACAGUUUCCAGCAUGCAGUUUCCCUCUCUGGCCAAUACGAAUGCAUGAGACAGCAAUAGGACAGAGCGAGCUGCUGUUGCGGCUCUUAGCCGACUGCCUAAGCAGCUUGGCAGAAUGGGAUCAUUGCAUAACAGCAGCACAAAGCCUCAACAAUGUUUUGGAAGUGUAACUAUAAUAGGAUGAAUUUCAUACUGGAAUCAAAGCCAUGGAGGUUGGCUCGAGUAUGUUUUUUUGACAGAGACGGGACAGACGAUGAGACAGUACACCACUGCAUUAACUGGACUAUGACUGAUCCAUUUUCAUGAAUUAAAACUGAACGCAGAUUCGUUUAGGACUAUGAGGUCAUGUCCUCUAUAUUGUUUCUGGGAUUGUGGGGUUUUAAUGACCUGAGAAGGAAUUUAUAUUCAGCAGUUACACGCAAAUAAUACACUGUGCUAAUUGUGAUACUUUUAGAGUCGCUAUCUUUGUUUGUUUUUUCUAACCCUUAAGUUAUACAUUUAUCUCUUUUCAACAAGACCAUAUGAAUAAUAAGACAACAACAGUACAGCAUACAGUCUUUCCAUAAAUGUCAGUGACAGAACAAGUCUAUGAUAUUGCGAUAAGGAAUAUCAUAGACUUGGGAAUCAAAAGAAAAAACUAAUAGAGCUAAAACAAUAGAAACAAACAAAAAAGGAGUGGGAUGGGAGGAAUAUUGUUUACUGAUAUAUGUACAGAAUAUGUUGGAAGCUCUUAGAGGGGAAGACAUAAUCAAUGUCAAUGAAGGGAAAUCAGAUUUGCUCCUAUCUUUUUUAAGUGAUCCAUUUAAAGUGAGUCUCAGUUUCUCAAUUUGAAGACUCUUCCUAACCUAACUGAUCCACCGCAUACGAUGAUGGAGGGCAGGCAGCCUUCCAAGCUAACAAUGAAGCAAACGGUAUAGCCAGAUAUAGCCAUAAAUGGAUUUGGGGUCUACUGGUUUGUUAAGGGCCGCAACUACAGAUUUUUUUUGAUUAUCGAAAAAAAGGUCCCAACCUAAAGAUACUCAGUGCAAUAAUAUAAAACAGAGAAAACAACAGAUUGUCACAUUGGAGAAGCAGGAACCAGUGUCUGUUCAGUGUAUGCAUUUUUUCUUGAUAAACGACUUAAACAAAUAUAUCAGUUCUCAAAAUUGUUGCUGAUUAAUUUUAUAUUGAUCAACUUAUCGAUUAAACGAUUGUUUCAGAAAACGUAAUAAAUCUUAAAAAUUUAAUAAAUAUUACAGUCCAUUAAAAUUAAUAAAGAAAUGUAUGACCAGAACAUAUGACCCAUUGUUGCUGAUGACUUAUGACAUCUAGGGCAGCUGGAAUUUUUGGACUUCUUUUUAGUAAAAUAGAUACACUCUAUUUAAAUGUCUAUACAAAAUAGUAAUCAAUAUUAGAAUUAAAUUAAAGGAAUGUAGUAUUUGUGCACCAGAUUUACAUUCCUGCAAAAGACUUUAAACAGCAUUUAGACCAUCAUCUCAAGAGAUAAAUUAUACAAAAUAUGUAAUUGAACAGUUAAAUUAAAAAAUAAAGUGUGAAAAUUUGAUUAGUCAAAACAUUCUCAAAAGGAUCGGGUCAUUUCAACUCUUGACGUCAGUAUUUCUAAAAUCCUCGCAGAAGCCCUACCCGGACGUAAUGUGCAUCUUGGCUGAUUUGUUUCUAUUUGGUAAAAUAACAAUUGAAGUGAUGACUUGAGCCAGGUCAAAAAUACAUCUGGCAACUUUAGAAAUUAAAAAUGAUUUUAAAAAUGGGAAUCUUUAAACCACAACUAGAUAUUUUAGCAGAAAUAAUAUUCUUGAACCUCUCUAGCUCAGAGCAGAUGGCCCCUCAGACGGGCCCUGCCAGCCAUGUGGCUGACACUUGAGGCCAUGAUUUGUCCUGUUAUUAAAGCCAAAUGCCAGAACAAGCCCUCAAAGGCAUUUCUCCUGACUACAGAGCAAGUCAGCUACUGUAACACUGAAACAACGGAUUAGAUCAAAGUGUCCCAAAAGUGCAGCCUUUUCAAUCCUGACCCGCAGGCUUCUGUUGCCUCUUCAGCCUGUAGAGGGGAGCCGGUUGUUAGCAAGGGAUUAUACUGUGCUAUCCGACCGCAUCUACAGGGUGAGGGUAGCAGCGAGACUGCUGCAGAAUCCAAGAUGUGCCGUUGCAAAAGAAGGAAUUCACUGCUGCCUGUUCCUCUGUUAAUUCAGGUUUUGCCACCUGAGCCUGCACUCAGGUGGAAUCCUAAUGCUGUAAGGCUCUCAGGUACUCUGAGAAAAGCCCAUGCAGUGCUGGAGUGUCAUGCUAAGUGGACUGGCUGCUCCUCAGAUCUGUGCUGUGUGCUCUGCACACCAAGUACUGGCCCUUCAGGUAGAAAGGUUGGACUUUAGAGGCUUCAAAGGACAAGCUUGCUGAAAAUGAGCCUGUUGUCGCAAUCCUAAACACCUGCUUGAGGCAACAUCAUGAUUUUCAUUGACCUUGGAAACAUCAAGAGACAAUAAGGACACUGAAGUGCUUGGAGCCCAAAGGGUGCUACAGGCAUUGCUGUUUGAAUUGAGAUCUAUACAUUUAGGGCUAUUUCUUGGCUGGGUGCAGUAACUUUGUGGAGUCCCUCUGAUGUCGUGGCGACAGGGCCCCAGGAAACAAACAAAGAAGAUAAAAUGUGUGUAUUAAUGAGCUUAAGAGGUGCUGGUAGGCAGAUUCCGUUACCUUCAGACAGGGCCAGGCUCGCUGUUUCCCCUUGUUUCUAGUCAUUAAACCAAGUUAAGCUAUGUAUCAUACAGAUGUGAGAAUGCCAGCGAUCGUCUCUCUUCCCAAGAGAGCAAAGAAGCAUAUUUCCCAAAAUGUUGAACUGUUCCUUUAAGCUGCUCUGGAUUCAGUCCCUACAAAACUCUCUGUGAGCCCUUUGAUGUUUUAGAAAAUAUCCAAGAUAUUACAGUGUAAUGAUAAAAUUCACCUUUGGAUUCAGUAUCAAACAGUGGUAUCAUGGUUCAGCGUGUUUCUGUACAAAAAUAAGUAGAAUGUACUUUACAUUUCCAUUUUCAAAUGAUUAUAACAUUUAACAUGAAUCAUUAAUGUCAAAGUAUAUUUGAGACUUCUAAAUGAAACUAUUGAGUUUUGCCAGAUCCCUUUUUAAGUGAUUAAUUAGCAGUGUAUUAUAGAUGAAAAAACUAAAUCAGUAUUCGUACUAUAACAAGAGCGAUCACGUGUGAUAACAAAAACAGGGCAAAGCAUCUGCAGAAAAGCAGUUUUUAUAUUGUUUUUUUCUCUGGAUUUUCACCAAAAUGUGUGGUGAAUUGUUUAGUACAACACUGUAUUGAGGUAGAGUCUGUACUGAAAAGGACUACAGUAUAUGAUAAGACAUGAUUUACUGUUUUACGCUAUUUAUAUAACUCUCCUUAUCUGGAAAAACUUUGGCUUGCAUGUAGUGAUAUUUAAAUGCAGGCUUACAGGAAAUUUAGUUAUGAUUCCUCUUAAACAUAAAAAUAAACAGUGUGAGACAUGAUAAAUCCUUGUAUUUUUCUUUAAGAAUAAAUCUCGACCUAAUCUCCUAAUUCUUAUUUUCCAUUACUGAUGUUCCAGUCUCACUUGGCUGUGACAUCUGCUCAAAUAGGGGAGCAGGAUAAACUCCCACUUUGAUCUCCUGUGCAGUAAUUUCCAUUUUGACAAAUAUCACAUAUACUGUAGCCACAUACCUGCUGCUGAUAAGCACAGAGUCUGAAGCUGCCUGACUUACACAUCUGCCCUGCUCACGAUAGCUGAGCUUUAUCAGCACGCCUGCAAAAAUACCAUCAUCCUAUAGAGCCAAAAUGUUUUAGAGAUAAGAGCACAUGAAUGAGUUCUCUCGGAUUCAUAACAAAUCACCAGGUCUCAUCAUCUCCAACUUUUACAAAGUCCAGUCUUUUUUACUGCCAGGAUCCAUUAAACUGAACCUUUUUUUUAUGGUCAUGUAAUUACAGGACUGUGUGUUGUGAGUCUUCACUGACACCUGGUGGCCUCACCUGGACUCAGCACUUUCUGUUCAGGCUUCACAACCGCAAACCACUGAAAAAAACCUGUCUUUGAUAACAUUUGUUAUGUAUGUAAUACAGACGUUGCUAUAGAAGUGUAACACAAGGUAGAGGCAUAGCAGUUUGAUAGUGUGUAGUAGUGUAACGUGUAAAAAAUGAAAUCACAUUAAAGUCUGAAAGUUGAUGAGAAAAGAGCAAAAUAAAACACUGUGUUUGGUAUAUAAGCAGACUGGAUGGUGCAUGGCCGUCUUUUGGCCUCAAGGGCUUAAUAGCUCUGCUGCUUUUUUUCUCCUAUAUUCAUAAGGUGAUUUCUGCUUUUAUUUAUCAGUCACAUGGCCUUUUGUAAAAUCACUACCAGUGACGCAGUGACAAUAGCAAGUCCUUUAAUGCUUGCUACAGCUUAAUCAAAUCAAAUUCUAAUUAAAUUUAAUUAAACACCACUGUUUGACAUUAG